Protopterus annectens (West African lungfish) is the source of this 2385-nucleotide messenger RNA. RefSeq names its product gastrula zinc finger protein XlCGF57.1-like. The record is from RefSeq and is a predicted model, not a curated record. NCBI's taxonomy places the organism in Eukaryota, Metazoa, Chordata, Ceratodontiformes, Protopteridae. Bases 142 to 1761 code for a protein of 539 amino acids. Gene Ontology annotation, biological process: regulation of transcription by RNA polymerase II. The transcript is spliced from 4 exons. Gene Ontology annotation, molecular function: RNA polymerase II cis-regulatory region sequence-specific DNA binding; DNA-binding transcription factor activity.
UAAUGUUAUUACAGGAAGUCCCUGAAAUACUUUUAUCUGAAUGCUGCUUUAAAUUGCUGGAUCUGUUUCUUGGAGCAGUAUAUCUGUUUGUGUUUAUGAAGUAUGCAAUCUGCAGUCUAGGACGAAGUCUGAAGUAGAAGCAUGAAGCUGGAGCUGCCUGAAACCUUUGAUGAUGUUGCUGUGGAUUUUUCAAGGGAAGAGUGGAAGAUGUUGAACAAAGAAGAGAAGGAACUGCACAGGCUGGUGAUGGUGCAGAACUAUGAGCACAUGGUGUCAGUAGGGUACAAUGUCCCAAAAGAACAUUUAUUCUUACUGCUUGAAAAACAUGCGGACAUCCUACCAAAAUCUGUAGAAGGAGAAGUAACCCCUCAUCAGCUGAACUUUUCAGAUGAUCCCCACAACAUCUGCAGGAACAUGCAUCGCUGUCAGAGUCCAUGUCACAUGACACUACAAAGGGAGCCUUUGAAGUCUGAACAUGUACAGAGCCGCAUCGAUCAGAUUUCGAUUAUACGAUACGAGUCAAGUCAGGCUAGAAAUGGACUUUUCAACUGUGUGUUGUGUAACAGGACUUUUAGCCAAGAGAAUGAACUAAAAGUACAUCUGCAAACUCAUGAGGUGGAUGAAUUAUGCAAAUUCAAUGACUAUAAAAAGAGUUUAACACUUCCUGGUAAGGAGAGACAUACAGAAAAGGACCAUACCCACAACCUUGCAAAAAAUCUCAGCACGUUUGAAGGAAUUAUUGAGGAACAGAAAAAGAAAGGUAGUCUGAAAAUAUGUGAAAUAGUCUAUUUAAAACUAAACCAGUACAAGUGUGCAACAUGUGGCAAAAUGUUUGGACUGAAGGCUGAGCCUGCUGUCCAUGAGAAGAUCCGAACUGGGAAGAAGUCACAUAUAUGUGGAACAUGUGUUAAGACUUUCAAAUGGAAGAACUUAUGUGCAAUUCAAAAGAAUUCUUUUGUUAAGGAUAAACCUUCUAAACGUGCAACAUGUAAGAGGGUUUUCAAAAAGAAGUCAAAAGUAGCAUCCCAUGUGCAAACCCAUUCUCAAGAAAAGUCACAUCAGUGUGAAAAAUGUGGCAAGAGUUUUAAAAGGAAGAGUUCCUUAAUGUACCAUGCAAAACUGCAUGCUGGGGAGAAGCCAUACAAGUGUGCUAUGUGUGCUAAGAGUUACGUACACAAGUGUUUUCUAGCAUUGCAUAUGCAAACCCACACUGGUCAUAGGCCAUAUAAAUGUUCCACUUGUGGCAGGAAUUUUAUAUGUAAGGGCCAUCUGGCGUCCCAUUUAAAAACCCACACUGCAGAGAGACCUCAUAAAUGUGUGACAUGUAAUGAGAGCUUUAUAUGGAAGUACCAGCUCUCGUAUCAUGAGCAAAUCCACACCGGUGAUAGGCCAUUUAAAUGUUCAACAUGUGACAAGAGUUUUAGAACUAAGUGGUACCUCACAUACCAUGAGAAAACUCACAAUGGUCAGGAGCCGCACAAGUGUUCAACAUGUGGUAAGGGUUUUGUAUGGAAAACUCAGCUUGCAGACCAUGAGAAAAUCCACAGCGGUGAAAGACCAUAUAAAUGUUCAACGUGUAACAAGGAUUUUAGGAAGAAGAGUAAUCUCGUAUAUCAUGAGAAAUUACACACCGGUGACAAGCCAUACAAAUGUGCCACGUGUGGCAGGUGUUUCCUGUGGAACAGUCACCUGCGGCAUCAUGAGAAAAUCCACUCUGAUACACACAGAAGGAAAAGGAAGAGAUCCAGCUUGGAGAAAUAAAGAUCCUCCGGAAACUAACAAAGAUGCUGAAUGGACAGAAGAAGUAAAGAAAGAAUAAAAAGUUCGAAUGUACAGGAUAUGAAACUGGAUGAAACAGCAGCCAGAGAAACUGAAACAAGAUUAAGAAAAGCUCCAAACUGGAAAACCCCCUGCCCAGAUGCAGUCCUUAACUUCUGGGUAAGAGUAUUAACAUCUUUACAUAUUUAGCCCUGAGUAAGAACUGUUUAUAUGUGCACCCUGGACAGAUGCAAGUCUGGUUAACUACAGGAAAAACUGUACUCUUCCUUAAACGUUAACCUGCUAUAUAUCCUAAAAACUAUAGACCAAUAGUUUGCCUUCCAAUGAUGUAUAAACUAUGCACUGCAAUUGAUGCUGGUAGAGGUUAUAGUCAUUUAGAAGAAAACUCAUUCACGACAUUAGAACAACAGGGUAACAAAAGGAAGUCAUAUACAACAAAAGAUCAUUUGUUGCUAAAUAAAGUCGUAAUGCAGAACUGUAAAAAGGUGGAGAAUCUAUAAGUCUGAUAAGGAUAGACUACAAAUAAACAUUUGAUAACAUCCCAUAUUCAUGGAUGAAAGAGUGCUUACAAAUGUAUAAGAUAACACCCUACAUUGAUCAGUUACA